AUGUGCGCCCGGAUCUACGAGGACGCAGCGAGGAAGCUUUUGCUGGAUCAGCGGACAGAGCUGCGGGAGCCAGUAGCGAAGUCCCUGACAGAUGCACUGGCCGUGGCUGGAGCACUUGGCUCUGUGCCUGGGCCUUCGGAGGCGGACCAGCUCGCUUGGGCUUUCCGUCGUGCAUUCGACGAGCAGCUUGCUGCCAGCGCAGUUCCCAAAGCUGGAGCUGCAUCCGAAGGCCCCGCAGCCAUAAUUGCCGCUGCUAUUCAAAAAGGUGUCCCCCUUUACAACAGCGGCAAUCCUGAGGGAUGCGCCCAGGUUUAUGCCGAAGCAGCCCAAAGACUUCUUGACGGAGGAUCGAUGGGUUCAGGUGCCCGUGCCACACUUCAGCGGGCUUUGGAUUCGCUGCCGCAAUUGCCCAAUGCGGACGCCCGUGCUUGGGCCCUGCGUCGGUCACUGGACGCCGUGGCGGCAAAUAAUGGACCCCAGAUGCCCCAGACAUCAGCAUCAGAGAGUACUCCUCCGCCUGCAUUAGUGCGCGACUUCUCUGCAGGACGUGGCUUGGAGGUGGCAGGCUUCAUAGUCAACGACACAGUCAUGGGUGGGCGGUCUGACAGUGAGCUGCAGAUGUCCGAGGGUGCGGUCUUUCGUGGAAACGUCACCAAGCGUGGUGGUGGUGGAUUCGCGUCCGUGCGCUUCCAGCCACGGGACCGUGCGGCCUUUUUGGCCAUGCUGCGUGGAGCUACGGGGCUGUCGCUGAAGGUUCGUAGGAUGCAAGGCUGCGCCAGCUGGAAGCUGCAGCUGAACAGCCUGGCCCUCGAACAGUCAUCCUCCCACUUCUCUCCUGUAAAGCACUGCAAAGCACCCACAGUUCACCCGCAGAGGGCAAUUUCAUAUCUUCGGGCUUCUGGGGCCCACCAUGGCUUCAAGGCAAGUCGCAGGAAGAAUGCAAGAUGUGUGAAUUCUUCACUGUGCUGGGUACGCUUGACACUACCCACACUGUUGCAAGUGACUGGCGUGCAGUUAGCUGACCUGGUUGCAGCUUGUCCGAAUACUUGUAGCAUUGUAGCAUCUGUUAGCACAGCCCAGGGCUUGUAA
Messenger RNA from Symbiodinium pilosum, 1089 nucleotides. The record is from the annotation of a GenBank genome assembly. Lineage: Eukaryota; Dinophyceae; Suessiales; Symbiodiniaceae.